Molecule: messenger RNA, 1419 nt
Organism: Aspergillus versicolor CBS 583.65
Lineage: Eukaryota; Fungi; Ascomycota; Eurotiomycetes; Eurotiales; Aspergillaceae
Product: DUF3429 domain-containing protein
Exons: 5
Coding region: 160-1080 (306 amino acids)
Source: RefSeq, a predicted model, not a curated record
GCGGAAUUGGCCCUUUUCGUCUCCCCGAACCGGUCAUUACCGCACCUCUGCAUAAUAUCACCUCGUUCAUUUGUUGUCUCGAAGGAUAGAUUGCCUCCAACGUCUCAAAUCUCCGCUCUUCCGAGUUAAUUCCCAUCAGCUUAAAGCUGCCAGACGACAAUGCUGUACCGACAAACCGCUGCUCGCUCUGUCCUCAGGGCCAUCUCGAGCUCCAAUUACUCCGUGGCCCGCUCGUCGCUGGUGAACAAUGUGUUCAAGGCUCAGCUGACAUCUUCCGCUCGUUCUCCCGCCCGCCCGAGUGUGUCGUCAAGCCUAGCUCUAGCUACUCGCAAGCCUGUCAGCACUUCUCUCGUCCGCUACGCCUCUACUUCUCCUAACAAGAGCGAUGAGGAUGUUGAUGUCAUGGCUGGUAUCAAGGGUGAUGCUAAAGUUAUCAAGCAGACCUUCAGCCUUGGGGACGUCCCCAAGGAUGCCCUUUACCUCGGCAUCGCUGGUGUCGUCCCAUACCUCGCUACCUCACUAGAGACAGUCUAUCUUGCGUAUGAGAUUAACCACGCCAAUGCCACCGGCGAUGGCCUUAUCUUCUCUGGCCAGAGUGCUGAGCUUGCGCUUCACAUGCUUGAGACCGUCCAAGUUGGAUACGGCGCAGUGAUCCUUUCUUUCCUUGGAGCGGUCCACUGGGGUCUUGAGUGGGCUGGUUACGGUGGUCGCACUGGCUACAGACGCUAUGCCGCUGGUGUCAUUGCCCCCGCCGUUGCCUGGCCUACUCUGCUGCUCCCCAUUGAGCAUGCCCUGAUCACCCAGUUCCUAGCCUUCACUUUCCUCUACUACAACGACGCCAGGGCUUCCGUCAAGGGCCUUGCUCCUCACUGGUACAGCAUGUACCGCUUCGUCCUGACCUUUAUUGUCGGUGCCAGCAUCGUUGCCACCCUCGUUGGCCGUGAGCAGAUCUCUGGUAUCGUCUCCAGUGGCCACAACAUCUCCGAUAAGAUCAACGCCCUUCUCUUCCUCCAGAAGAAGGAGAAGGAGGAGGCCGCUGCUGCCCUCAAGGCUGCCGCCGAGGAGGAGGAGUCUGAGUAAAUGCAUUACCGUAUAUGGUAUAGAAGCGGUUUGUGACGGAUUAAAUUCUCGGUAGAUUGCGGGGGUGUGGCUGUUGAUACCAGCAGCAAUGUGUGACAGUAUAAAGAUGUCUCUAUUUCCUUUUUUUUUGUCAUACUCAAAUUUCUUGUAGAUUACGUGCGGAAUCAACAAUCCAGUUAACCCUGGUGUUUUCUUUUGUCAACUCGUCCGGUAAUUUUAAUUUCAACGGCUUUGGGGUUUGGGAUUUGUAGGGAAAAAAAUGUGGAGGUGAUGGCAAGAUUUAAAGCUAUCUAUGGAUAUAUAUUUGCAUGAAUACUAUUGCCGAGUACCGCGUUAAAC